GAGUCGUUUGGCCAAUCGUAAUUGCAUUUUUUAAAUAAAAUAAAUUAGUGCAAGUAUCAGCUCCCAAAUAUGAGGUCAUUAUUUCUCUUCAGUGGUAGCAUUAGGUUCAUUUGAAGUGUGAUUAACAUGUCAUUGUUCGUACUUGGCUGAGCUCCAUCUCCUGUUGCUUCAAACAUUGAUUUGCUGCCUUGAGCUAGCUAACCCCAUCUUUAAAAUCAUUAUCUCUUUUCUCAUUUCCAUCAAGAUUCAAGAUCUUGACCACCACAGCACAGCCAGAUCAGAGAUUUCACGCUUACACUUCUCUCUCUCUUUCUCUCCCUCUCACUCAAAAAAUGAAGAACAAUAACAAUAACAACACAAAGCUGAUCCUUCUUCAUCCUUACAUCCAGAAACAAGGAGGCUCCAAUCGAUUAUGGCUCCUUGCCUUUGUAUCAUUCUUCACCAUCGCUUUCCUUCUUACACUAAUCUACACGAGAGAGACUUUACCUAUAAAAACCAUCACCACCACCAUGGCCACUGGCUCCGCUUCUAGCUCCACCUUUGGCAAUAAUGCUCCAUUGCCAACAACAGUCAUCAAUACUCUCCUCCACUAUGCCUCGAGAUCCAAUGACAGUUUCCAUAUGUCCCAUGCCGAAAUCAAGCCAAUAUCUGAUGUGCUUAGAAAGUGUUCGUCUCCUUGUAAUUUUCUUGUUUUUGGUCUAACACACGAGACACCUCUUUGGAAAGCUCUUAACCACAAUGGCCGCACCGUUUUCAUCGAAGAAAACCGCUACUACGCAGCUUAUUAUGAAGAGUUGCAUCCUGAAAUUGAUGUCUUUGAUGUCCAAUACACAACCAAGAUGAAAGAAAUGAGAGAGCUUAUUGCCUCCACCAAGGAGCAAAUAAAAAAUGAAUGCAGGCCAGUGCAGAAUUUACUCUUCUCAGAGUGUAAGCUUGGGAUUAAUGACUUGCCUAAUCAUGUUUACGAGGUUGACUGGGAUGUGAUAUUGAUCGACGGGCCAAGAGGGGAUGGACCAGAGGGGCCGGGGAGGAUGACACCAAUCUUCACAUCGGGUGUUCUAGCUAGGAGCAAGAAGGCUAGCAAUGCUAAGACUCACAUAUUCGUGCAUGAUUACUACAGAAAUGUGGAGAGAAUUUACGGUGAUGAGUUCUUGUGCAGAGAGAACCUGGUGGAGUCUAAUGACAUGCUUGCUCAUUUUGUGGUAGAGAAAAUGGAUGAGAAUAGCUUCCAGUUCUGUCGCAACCAUACAUCAGCUUCUUCACCCUAAUUGUUUCUAGUAUCCUCUUGAUCAUGAUAAGGGUCUUCCCAAUGGGUCAGUGGUGGUAUAAACAAGGUAUAAAAUGUGGUUUAUUUAUGAUCAUUUGAAAUUCUUAGACCCUCCUUUUGUUUUUCCCUUUUCUCUUUUCUUUGGCUGGGGAGUGUAAAAAAUAAUUCUUUUUGGCUAUGUAAGUUGUAAUUUCACGGAAUUGAAAGUCUCAGUUGUCAAUUUUGUGUUGUUUCUCUUUGUUCGAUGCCAUGGCAGCA
Populus euphratica (Euphrates poplar) is the source of this 1525-nucleotide messenger RNA. Its product is annotated as protein IRX15-LIKE-like. The transcript has a single exon. The coding region runs from base 333 to 1268 and encodes 311 amino acids. Gene Ontology annotation, biological process: xylan biosynthetic process. The record is from RefSeq and is a predicted model, not a curated record. Lineage: Eukaryota; Viridiplantae; Streptophyta; Magnoliopsida; Malpighiales; Salicaceae.